This is a messenger RNA of Miniopterus natalensis, 441 nucleotides long. Lineage: Eukaryota; Metazoa; Chordata; Mammalia; Chiroptera; Miniopteridae. The record is from RefSeq and is a predicted model, not a curated record.
AUGCACUCUCUCCAGCUCCUACUCAGGGCCAGCCAUGCCGCCCUGCUCCUGGUUCUCUGCCUGCAGCUGGGGACCAACAAAGCUCAGGAAGACACGCGACAGUUGGUCAAAAUGAAUUUUCAGAUGCCUCCCAAAACAGUGGCAAAUGAAGAGACCACUGUGAAGCUCAGAGUUGAAACAGAAUUGAGAGAGUGCAUGGUGAUGAAAACUUACUUGAAAAGCAGCAGACCAAUGGAAGGGCCUUUUAACUAUAAAUACACCGCCUGCCUGUGUGACGAUUAUCCAAGAACCUUCUUCUGGGACUUUGCGGUCAACAAUACUGUAAGAAUUGCAGCAGUGGUUGACAUCGUCCGUGAAUUAAAUAUCUGCCCCAACGAUAUGGCAGUGGUACCCAUCAAAGCAAACCGUUUCAGCAUCAUGAAGACCCUAACUGUAAUCUGA